AUGAAAGUCUUUAGCUUUCUGCUGUUUCUUCUGAGCCAAUCAGCGUCCGCCCUUCGCUAUGACCAACAGUUAUUACAAUGGGAUCUUGACGAGAACAAGACUGCGCAGAAUGUUGUUGACUACUGGAGCAAAUGGCCAGAACAUACUUAUCAACCUUCUCCUUCAAACUGGCGAUUUCCCUUCUACACGAUUUUCCUUGAUAGAUUCGUCGACGGUGAACCCGAGAACAAUGAUAUCAAUGACACACUCGACUACAUACAAGGUAUUGGUAUUAAAGGGAUGUACAUCGCCGGUACCCCCUUCGCCAAUUACCCGUGGAAGUCAGAUAGUUAUUCGCCAUCAGACUAUAGCCUGUUGGACAGACACUACGGUACCAUACAGCAGUGGAGAUCUACCAUCGAUGAGAUCCACAGGCGAGGGAUGUACGUGACGGCCGACAGUACAUAUGGCACUAUGGUAGACUUGCUCGGAUUCAAGGGAUUUCUCAAUAGUACCGCGCCUUUGAACCCGCUCGAAUACCAAACAGUUUGGAAGGGAGAUGAGAGAUAUUUCGACUUCAUGCCGGGUGAUGAAUAUAAACAAGAAUGCCAAUAUCCCACCUUUUAUACCGAAGAGGGAAGACCCGUUCAAAAUGGCUCCGAUUCUUUCUUCGAUGAACUCAAAGGUUGUUAUGACAGUGAAUUUGAUCUGUAUGGAGCCAUAGAUUCGAUCGACCUCGCACCUGACUGGAAAAAGUCUCUCGCCAAAACAGGCUUGGUUCAGGAUCGACUUCGUGAAUGGGUUCCAUCUGUGAGAGAAAAGAUUGAACAUUUCACCUGCAUGUUGAUAACAUCACUGGACAUUGACGCGCUUCGUAUUGACAAAGCAGGUCAGAUUAGCGUCGAUGCGCUUGCAAGUUCUUCUCGAGCGAUUCGCGAAUCAACUCAUACGCGUCGAUUUAUUUCCGGUCGCGGGCGCGAGCCUGAGAUGAGGCCGCAGAAUCCGACCCAAGCGAUUUCUCUCACCAACAGUUCAGACGAUCAGUACUUCCUGCGGGAAUCCGAAGGGCAUGCAAUGGAUGACGCGGUAUUCCACUACAGCAUCUAUCGAGCGCUCACCAGGUUUUUGGGCUUGGAUGGUAACUACACGGCACCAGGGGACACAAGUAUUGACUUCGUGGAUGCCUGGAAUGACAUUCUCGUAUCCAAUGACCUCAUCAACAUCAAUACCGGCAAGUUUGACCCAAGACACAUGAUGGGUACGGCCAAUCAGGAUACAUUUCGAUGGCCAUCUAUAAGACAAGGAACGGAAAAGAUGCAGUUGGGGCAAUUUAUCACCUCCCUUCAUCUACCUGGGAUUCCUCUUCUGCUCUGGGGCGAAGAGCAAAACUUCUACCUCCUUGAUAGCACUAGUUCUCUCGAAUCUGCAUUAGUCGGUUGCUACGACAAUGAAGUCGGCCUCGACCACCGGGAUCCCACCCAUCCCGUGCGCAAUAUCAUCAAAUCAUUCUACCAUCUUCGCGAAAACGUUCCCUCUUUGAAGGACGGCUUCUACCUCGAAAGCCUGUCAAGAGCACCCACAAUUGGAAACAGCUCCGUGGAAUACGACUUUGACUGCAGCUCGCCCUUCAACGGCUUUCUGGCACCUUUCAGUGGCGGAGUCAAAGUUCGAAAUCUGCUGGCGCCUUACGACGAAAUUGUAUUGCAAUCAAGUCAGGUCAAACUAGGGAUCCAUGGGUCAACUGAUUACAAUGGAUGUUUGGGUCCAAGUACUUUCCAAGCCGUUGACUUCCGCGCCUACGUUCCAUCGUCACGAUGGAUCUCCCCUCCCGUGGUGAUGACCGAGUUUCUGCUCGGAUAUGACGCCCGAAUUGAAUCGAACACUAAUAUCAGCGAAGGAGAGAGCAUUGAUCUAGAGCUCCGAUUCUCAGAAAAGCUGGAUUGCGACUGUCACCGAGAGUAUAAUUAUAGCAUCCGAAAUUCAGAGUGA
Molecule: messenger RNA, 1968 nt
Organism: Penicillium longicatenatum
Lineage: Eukaryota; Fungi; Ascomycota; Eurotiomycetes; Eurotiales; Aspergillaceae
Exons: 9
Coding region: 1-1968 (655 amino acids)
Biological process (GO): fungal-type cell wall (1->3)-alpha-glucan biosynthetic process
Cellular component (GO): fungal-type cell wall
Molecular function (GO): alpha-1,3-glucan synthase activity
Source: RefSeq, a predicted model, not a curated record